UCGAGAACAGAGGGCGGCAAAAUGGAUCAGAGGAUAAUCAUCGUGUGCUCGGUCGUCGGGUCUAUCGGGGUGCUGAGUGCCAUCCUGGGGUUCUCAGCCGAGGGCACGAAGCUCACUAUUUCGGACGUGUACGUGGGUGGCGGGCUGUGCCUGUACCCGCAGAACCCUGCGCUCGGGCUCGGGGUGUGCGCGGCCAUCUUCCUGAUCGUAGCUCAGAUCAUCUUGGCGGGCUUCGGCGGCUGCUGUGGCUGCUGCAAGUCCCGCGCUAUCCCCUCCGAGACCAGCCGGAUCAUCGGCGUCGUCUGCGCCGUAUUCUCAUGGAUCACGGCAAUAAUCGCGUUCGCGCUGCUGGCGACGGGCGCCGCGUGGAACGCCACCGGCACGCGGGACUCGUCCGUGUUCGGGCUCUGCUACGUCCUCAAGGACGGCAUCUUCGCCGGCGGCGCCGUGCUCACGCUCGUCGCCACGGCCCUCGGGGUCACCUCCUCCGUCAUGCUCCGCGGGCAGCCGGCCGCUGCCGCUGCGCCCCCCGCCGUGCUCAAGGAAGGCGAGCAGAUGUCGGCUGGCGUCGCCGGGAUCGCGAUGGGGCAGCCGCAGUUACCGCAGCAGCCUCCCCAGUGGAAGGGGCACGGCCAAGCGCCGAACGCGCACUACCCCCCUCCUCGGGCACAAGGCUAUGGAGCGCACGCAGCCAACCAGCAGCAGCAGCAGGAGCAGCUCUCCCCUCCUCCUGCACGAGGCUACGGGCAGUACCCUCCUCCUAAAGGACACGAACAGAUGUAACCAAUGCAUACCGUUUGACCAGAACAUGCAUCGAUCGUGCUAUGUUCCGUGAUUUCGAUUGGUUUUGUGCAGGUAAAACUUUUGUAUCGCUCUACCUCUACAGGUUGCGUUGUGUUCUUGUGUUACUUUUAUUUAUAGGAUCCGCAACGCUUAUUUAGUGCAAAGGAAGAUACACAUAUAAGACGUCUUAUAUUUUGGUGUAGA
Molecule: messenger RNA, 987 nt
Organism: Hordeum vulgare subsp. vulgare (domesticated barley)
Lineage: Eukaryota; Viridiplantae; Streptophyta; Magnoliopsida; Poales; Poaceae
Exons: 3
Coding region: 22-783 (253 amino acids)
Source: RefSeq, a predicted model, not a curated record